Saccostrea cuccullata (small rock oyster) is the source of this 1531-nucleotide messenger RNA. RefSeq lists its product as uncharacterized. The record is from RefSeq and is a predicted model, not a curated record. NCBI's taxonomy places the organism in Eukaryota, Metazoa, Mollusca, Bivalvia, Ostreida, Ostreidae. Bases 165 to 1466 code for a protein of 433 amino acids. The transcript is spliced from 2 exons.
ACUUCCAUUUUUGGUUGCAAACGAUAAAUACUUACUGCAACGAUGGAAUAACACAAAAGGAUCCGGAAAACACAACAAGGAAAUACGCCAGAGCGAAUGUCAAUUUUCAACCAGUAAUUCUUGUUGCCUCCCAUAGAGACAAGCUGCAGGAUGGAACUCUGCACAUGCCGGCUUCAUUUUACAGCCAGUUGGAGGCAUGUUUAUCUAAGGAGCAAACCUUGAAAAGGCUUAUAUCACCAUACCGAUAUUUUGAGGUAGAAUGUCCACCAAAUUCAUUGACCCGGAGACAGCAAAACUUGAUUAAUCAUGUAAAAAAGUGUAUCGUGAAAACUGUACAAAAACUGCCGCAUUGGGGAGAAAAGGUUCCCUUAAAAUGGUUUGAACUUGAAAAUAUUAUAAAUCAGAAGAAAGCAAACGGUGAAAAAGUCUUAAAAAAGCAACAGUUGAAAGAAACGGCCAUACUUGUUUCUAUUGACGAAAAUGAUCUCAAUGAUGUUCUUUGUUUCUUACACGAUAUAGGAAAAAUCAUAUAUUUCCAUGUAGAUCAACUUGAAGAAACGGUAAUCAUUGAUGUUCAAUGGUUUGUUGAUGCAUUUAAGUACAUUAUAACUGACGAAAAGCAUUUCGCUCGAAAAGACAGUGAAAACACACUAGUUAAUACUGGAAAAAUAAGCGGACAGUACAUUGAAGAAAUAUGGAAAAACAUUCAAGACAAUCGUGAUGAUAAUAAACAUCAUGAUUUCAUAUUGCAGUCUUAUUUGAAUCAUAAAUAUGACAUUCUACAAUACAUGGACAAACUUGGCUUGAUGACAAGAAUUGAAACUCAAAUUGGUGUUAUUGAGGAGGAGGAGAUGUAUUACAUUCCGAGUAUGAACAGAACCGACCUUCCUUAUGACAGAAAAGAUGAGAUCAGCCGACAGCAAAAAUCACCAAUGAUGGUUUACUUUUUCAAAUCUUAUUUACCCCAUUUUUUCUUCUUUCGAUUGGUCGUCAAUUGUUUAAAAAAAUGGGAAGUUUAUGAUAUAGAAUCUUUUUUCAAAAAUGCUGUAUUAUACAAGGCAGAUGAUGCUGAUCAUUAUUUUGUCAUCGGCGUCAGCAAAACGUCAAUCCAGCUGCAAGUUUUUACUCUUGAAGAAACAAUGGAUCUUAGUGAAGAAUGUGUCAAGAAAAUCAGACAAACAGUGGAGGAAUAUAUUAAGGAGAUAACAGAAACUUUUCACAAGGGAAUAAUCUAUGAAAUGGGUUUUUCAUGCACGGACAUAAAGAUCACAGAAGAAGAUGAAAAAUUCUUCUUGAAAGAGGAAUACAUUUACAAACCAUCCAUGCGUUUUGAGGAGAUAUCAUGUCCAAGACAUCAUUUUGGGCAAGACAGACACAAAAUAGAUAGAAAUAAAAUGCUAAUGUGUAGGUUGCAGAGAAAAUCUGCUUCGUCUCCAAGGGAUAACUUAAAGUGGUUAUCUCCGUAAAUGUUGUUGGUUUAAUGUUGUUAACCCAGGAUUGACUUUGAUCGACAAUACGAGGACUAUUAACA